This is a messenger RNA of Trichosporon asahii var. asahii CBS 2479, 3438 nucleotides long. Its product is annotated as vacuole protein. Lineage: Eukaryota; Fungi; Basidiomycota; Tremellomycetes; Trichosporonales; Trichosporonaceae. Gene Ontology annotation, cellular component: membrane. The record is from RefSeq and is a predicted model, not a curated record. The coding region runs from base 1 to 3438 and encodes 1145 amino acids. The transcript is spliced from 5 exons.
AUGCCGGCGCGCGACCCCGCAGCCGCGCCGCACAUCCCUCCGCCGCUCUCCACCACCCCGCCCGGCCCAGGCUUGCCCACGCACUAUGUCGGCGGUUCAGGUUCCGGGCGCGCCCGCUCCGGCAGUUCAGCCGGAGCAGCUGGCAUGUACCGCGAGCUGAGCACGUCGCCGUCAACCUCGAACCGCCGCACAAGCGCAACACUCGGAAUAGGGCUCCCGAAUCCGGACCAGCGUGCGCGCCGCGUUAGUCAAGGAGGUGACUCGCGCGUAAGCCGCUUGUUCCGCCGCCUGUCGGCCACGUCGGAUCACUCCGAUGGAGCCCAUGGGCACCACGCGCACCACAUUAUCGACCCCGUCUCUGGCGUUGUCGAAGAUGCCAUUUGCGAGAGCGAGUUUGAGCGCGAGGACGACGCGCUUGACGAGGCUGGAGCAAGCACGACCUCACGCGCCAUUCGCGACUCGACCCACCGCCUGGCGUCUAUGUCCGUUCAAACUAGCGGGUAUAUGAGUUCUGGCUUCCAACUCGACCACCGACCACACCAUCCUAGUCCGCUCACCAGCUACAUUGGCUCGACAGUCGACUUCCACGGCACGUCCCCGUCAUCGUCGCGGCACUUCAAGGGCCCCGAGUCACCCAAGUCUGGGCCGUCCGGCCUCUCGGUGCUUAUGGAGCGCGGCCGCGCCGGCCUUGGAACAUCACAGCGAUCGCAGGACAGUGAAGACUCUGGCGACACGACGCCGCACGCUCGACCCCGCGAACUCUCCCCAGAAGUCGACCCGCGCGAGGCGCAACUCGACUACCGUGCUUCCCACCUCGCCGAAGUACAGGAAGUCAACGAGGAGAUCGAAGACGACAUGGGUAACUCAUCGGAGUUCAGACAAUACCUCGAGGCCGAGGCCGCCAGGCCGCCGAACGAGCAGACAUCCCUGCUCGCCGACAGGAAGCAGGGGUGGAGGUCACGCACCGGGGUUGAUUUCCAGGUCGCCCGAAACCGCUUCUCCAAGAUCACGCUCACAGAGGCCGUCCGCCUCUGUAUCACUGAGCCCAUCCACUGCCUCCCUGCCGUCAUUCUCGGUGUCCUCCUCAAUGUCCUUGACGGUGUUUCGUACGGCAUGAUCCUCUUCCCGACUUCGCCCUACUUCCCCGGCUUCUCCUCGCUCGGCAUUUCGAUGUGCGUUGUGUCUCAGCUCGUGUUCUCGGCCGGCGGCAGCAUUUUCGGCGGUGGGAACGGCACGAUGAUGAUCGAGGCGAUCCCGUUCUUCCAUAUCCUUGUGAACCUGAUCGUGGCCGAGGUCGGGGAUGACGCAAACUCGAUCGUCGCGACGACCAUGGCUGCGUUCGCAUUCAGCUCGAUCCUGACGGGCCUCGUCUUCUUCCUCUUGGGCGCGUGCCGUCUGGGCUCGCUCAUCGGCUACUUCCCCCGGCACAUCCUCGUUGGAUGCAUCGGGGGCGUCGGUGUGUUCCUGAUCCUCACGGGAUUCCAGGUCGCGAUGCGCCUCCCCGAGGACGGCUUCGAGCUGAACCUCGAGUCGCUCAAGCUACUCUUUUCGUCGGUGCACACGUUCGCCCUGUGGGCCAUCCCCGUCGCGCUCGCUAUCUUGCUCCGUGUCAUCACGCACCACGUUCACCACCAGCUUGUGUUCCCCUUGUACUUCUUCGUGCUUCCGGUCCUAUUCUACAUCAUCGUCGCGAUCGGGCCGUGGAGUCUCGACGACCUCCGCCACGCCAAGUGGAUCUUUGAGGUCGACCCGGACCCCAAGCCCUGGUACGAGUUCUACACGUACUUCAGCAUCAAGAACAUCAACUGGGAGGCAUUCUGGGGUGUCAUGCCCACGCAGCUCGCGCUUGUCUUUUUCGGCAUCCUCCACGUGCCCCUGAACAUUCCCGCCCUCGGCGUGUCGCUGUGCGAGGACAAUGUCGACCUUGACCGCGAGCUCGUCGCACACGGCUUCUCCAACCUUGCUGCUGGCUUGACAGGCACUGUUCCGAACUACCUCGCCUACGUGAACUCUGUCCUCUUCUAUCGCGUUGGGGGCGGCUCGCGCUUGUCCGGCUUCAUGCUCGCGCUCGCGACCAGCGGCAUCAUGUUUAUGGGACCUGGUGCCAUUGCCUACCUUCUGUGGGACACACGCCAUCGUGUCAACCGGAUGGAGUACAUCACGAUCUGGGUCAUCAUCAUCGGCAUGACGGUGUUUGACUUUGUCAUCGGCCUCUUCAUCGGCAUCAUUCUCGCCUGUGUCUUCUUUGUCGUGCAAAGCUCUCGCCGUCGCCCGAUCCGCACCGUCUUCAGCGGCGCGACUGCUAAGUCGACCGUCAGGCGCCCCGCCGCGCAGCGCGCGUUCAUACAGAUGGUCGGCUCGCAGACGUAUGUCAUGAAGCUGCAGGGCUUCCUGUUCUUCGGCACGAUUGCGGUCGUCGAGGACGAGAUCCGCAAGCUGCUCGACUUAGCGAUGUGGGAAAACAACCCGAUCCGCUUCCUGAUCAUCGACUUUGCGCUCGUUGGCGGGCUCGACUUUUCGUCUGCCGAGGCGUUUGUGCGCAUCCAGCGUCUCCUGGCUGCCAAGGACGUGCUCUUAAUCCUAUGUGGCGCCGAGCCGCACGGGCUCGUGGGCACCGCCCUACGCGCAGUGGACCUCUGGGCUGAUGAGGACGGAAGUCAGGUCGAGGUGUUCCGGACGCUGAACGACGCGCUCGAGUGGACGGAGAAUGCGUACUUGACGGUGUUCUACGACAACAAGGCGCGCCAGAGACCCUCCCUCCAAGCGACCGAGGCUCGUGGCAUCGAUCUGCCCAAGAUGGCAAAGGUGCCGUUCAGUCUGGCGGAGAGCUUCCAGAACUCGCCGCGGCGCACCCUCCUCGCCCGCGCAGGAGACGAGAACCUGCACUCCGGCUUCGUGACGUACGGCUCGACACUGGCGCCUCCAGCGCAAUCACCCAAGUCCCCUCCCGCCGCCGAAGAGCACCACGAGGCCCCGCGACCCUUCGGCCAGCCUCUCCAGAUCCUCCUUCAGACCCUUGGCCCUUACACAGACGCCGGGACCGAGUUCUUCCAGGGUGUCGCGCCGUACUUUGCCCAAGUCGUCGUCGAGACGGGGCACGUGCUCUGGCGCCAGGGAUCAGCGAGUGACGGCCUCUAUCUCAUCGAAUCUGGCUCGCUGCGCGCCACAUACGCGUUUGACGAGCACGCCGAGGCGAUCCACGAGACCAUGGUAGCAGGCACUGUGGCGGGCGACCUGAGCGCGCUGAGCGACACGCCGCGCAACGCAACAGUGGUCGCGGAGCGGGACUGCGUGCUCUGGAAGCUGACGCCGGAGGCACUCGAGAAGAUGCAGAAGGAGCGGCCCGAGGACGCGAGCCGCCUCACCAAGGUUGUGCUCAAGGGUGCGGUCGAGGAGGUCGACGUCCUCAGCGCGCACCUCAUUGCUGUCCUGUCGUAA